AUGGACACCAAGGACCAAGACUCAGCCCAACAACAAUCAUCACCACUCCUCCCCAUGUCAAACCACCCACCACCAUCCAGACCCAGAACCCCAAUCCUCCUCAAACUAGAAACAAACCCCCCCCUCGUCACACCAGCUCAACCCCCCGAGACGACCCCCCAAGAAACCUGGGACUACCCAACCUCCCUCCGCCAACUCACCGCCCUCCUCCUUUUCACCCUUCAACUCCUCAUCCUCAUAACUUACCACCCCGGCUUCCUCUCCCUCCUCCCCAUCCCCGGCCCCCUAUCCAACCACCACUGCCUCCUACUAGCCGACACGAUCAUCACUUGUCUGGCAAUCAUAAUAUCGAGUUAUGUCCACUUUUGCAUCGCCAGCCUGGACUGUGAGCUACUAGAACAGGGUUGGAAGCCCGUCUACUUUUACAUCAUGGCCGCGGACGAGACGGUGAUUUUGCUGGCGGCGGCGAGCUCAGGAUUGGAGAAUGUUUGCUCGUGGGGGUUGUUUGUUGUGACGGUGGGGAGUUGGUCUGUGGGUUGGAGGUUGGGGGCGGUGGAGGUGUUGAGUAGGAGGUUGUUUAGGGCCGAGGGUUGGGAGUUUGGGGAGGAGGGGAGGGGUUUGCGGGUGGUGUAG
Messenger RNA from Podospora pseudocomata, 633 nucleotides. RefSeq lists its product as uncharacterized. NCBI's taxonomy places the organism in Eukaryota, Fungi, Ascomycota, Sordariomycetes, Sordariales, Podosporaceae. Bases 1 to 633 code for a protein of 210 amino acids. The transcript has a single exon. The record is from RefSeq and is a predicted model, not a curated record.